Molecule: messenger RNA, 5406 nt
Organism: Acipenser ruthenus (sterlet)
Lineage: Eukaryota; Metazoa; Chordata; Actinopteri; Acipenseriformes; Acipenseridae
Product: cadherin-related family member 3-like
Exons: 19
Coding region: 109-2844 (911 amino acids)
Biological process (GO): homophilic cell-cell adhesion
Cellular component (GO): membrane
Molecular function (GO): calcium ion binding
Source: RefSeq, a predicted model, not a curated record
CGCCUGUUUUACAUGUAGCACUUAGACCGCGCACGGUAUUGCAUAAGGAAUAUGCUGUUAACGGGAACACACAUCAUACGAGAAUAGCGGCAAUCUUAGUAAAACAAUAUGGAUCUCGAUAAAUUUAAUAAUAUCAUGAACUUGUUUUUAUUUAUCUGUUUUGGGGCAAUACAAGGCAUGAGUGGUGCUGUUACUUUAGUCGAUUUGCCAAACACAGUAAAUGUGAAGGAAAACAGUCCUUCUGGUAUGGUGGUGGCCAGUUUUACAGUAAAUACUACAAGAGCAGCCACAGUUCCACCUGGUUAUCCCAUCAUUAUAAACUCAAAUCCUCUCACCAAAGCUUUUAUCAUCAGCAAACUAAAUUUACAGUAUCAGGUUCUGAUCACUGGGAAUCCUAUACUGGAUUUCGAAACAGCACCAAAUGCAUUUAAUUUGCAGAUAUAUGUGAAAGACUCAAGGGGAGACACUGACCUCCAAAUACUUACUAUAGUGAUAACAGAUGUGGAUGAGCCCCCUGUGUUUCUAGACAAUUUGGAAAAUCAAGCUGUGUCAGUUUACAUCACUGAGAAUUCACCACCAGGUACCAUUUAUACAGUUCUAGCAUACGACCCUGAAAAGCAACCACUCCAGUAUUCAUUGCAACCAGCAGGUUCCCCAUUUACUAUUAAUGGCGGAACGGGAUCCAUUAUUUCAAUCAAAGUUUUGGAUUAUGAGAAAGACCUCAAAAGUUACAAUUUACUGGUCAAAGUAGGAGAUGGAACAAACCCAGACAUUAAUGGAACUGUAAUUGUUUACAUUGUAAAUACAAACGACAAUGCGCCUAUUUUUACCAUGAAGCAGACAACAUUUACCAUUCCAGAAGAGCAGCCACCAGGAACAAUUGUUGCUAACGUAACAGCUCAAGAUGCAGAUGACUUUGGUUAUGUAGGCAACCUCAUCUUCAGUAUAAACCCCACAGAUUACUUUACCAUUAACCCAUUGACAGGUAUAAUUCGAGUGGCAGAAUGGAUAGAUAGAGAUGCCAAGCCCCUUCGAGAAAAUCCGCUGAUAACUGUAGAAGUGAGUGUUAUAGACAGUCCAAAAGGAGGUCAGUCAACCUCCAUGUCAAUAACAUUCAACGUUACUGAUAUCAACGACAAUCCACCUGUUUGUAUUCCAGAUACCUACAGGCCUCAAGUUGAAGAGACAGCAGUUCUUAAUACAAGCAUUACAGAAAUAAAAUGCACUGAUAAUGAUGUCGACCCGCCAAAUAAUCAGUUCAAAUUUACUGACCUAUCUUGUAACGGGUGUAAUCUGAUUUUUGCCCUGAACCCAGCAUUUUCUGGAAAUAUUUUGUUAACAGGAAGUCUAGACCUUGAGCAACCUAAUAACCCACUUGAAUACACCUUAACUGUAGUGGCUGAAGAUAUAACGGCUCCGUUUUAUAAAGAUACAGCUUACGUUUAUGUGAUAGUCCUUCCAGUAAAUGAAAAUCCUCCUGUGUUCAACCCAGCAACUUAUAAUUUCAGUGUUUCUGAACUUAGUGGACAAGGGGCAGAAAUUGGAGUUGUGACUGCGACUGACAAAGAUAUUCCUUUUACUGGAAUAACCUACUCAAUAGAAGCAGGUGGAAGUACUCUUGGUUACAGCAACAUAUUUUGGAUCGAUCCAAAUACAGGAUCAAUACAGCUUUUGACAGAACCAGACUAUGAAACUACGUCAAAGUAUGUUCUCACCAUAGGGGCUGUGGACAACGAUCCUACAAAUCCUAAAACAGCAAAUGCUGUAGUGACAGUAAAUAUUCUUGAAGCAAAUGAUGAAAAACCAAUGUGCACACCAAAUUAUUAUACAAUAACUGUUCCAACUGACCUCAGCCCAGGCACUAACAUUCAGAGGUUCCAACUCACCUGCACUGAUCGAGACUCCCCACCUACUGCCUUCCGUUAUACCAUUAAUUCAGGUAACAUAAACAACCACUUUGCUUUUUCACCAACGGCGGGCUCAAACAUCACAAGACUUAUUCUGGCAGAACCGUUUGAUUACUCUGACGGCCUGGACAAACAAUGGAAUUAUAAACUUCUUGUAUUUAUAACGGAUGAUAACCUACUAUCAGGAGCCCGACAACCUAAAGGCAUUGUAGAGACUGGAACAGUUACAAUAAAUGUAAAUGUAGUGAUUGCAGGCCUGACUACAGUUUUAACCACUACACCUCCUAGUAUCACAUAUAUCCAUAUUGCUAAAAAUGCAUAUGCUACAACUGCAUGGUAUGUCCCAUUCAUAAUUACCCUGGGUGCAAUGCUUCUCCUUGGAUUUCUGGGGUACCUACUCUAUCACCUGGCAAAAUAUCUGUCAAAAAAAGACCUCAGCUGCUGCACACCAAAACCUGCUAAAUACAAGGAGCCUCCGAUUCAAAAUACAAAUAAAGCCAAGAAAGAAGUCGUUAUGGAAUUGACAAAGAUUAACACUGUCUUUGAUGGAGAAGCAGUAGACCCAGUCACAGGGAAAGUUUAUGAGUUCAACACAAAGUCUGGAGCUCGCCGGUGGAAAGACACCCAGAUACUCAAGGACCCUCAGCCAAUCAAAAUGGAGAGCAGUGAGCUUGUGAUUCCAGUGUUGCCCUCCAGUAUUAACGAAGGCAAAGGUAGGAUCGGGACAGCAAACGGACAGAAAACCAACAGCCACGAUGUCAAGGCAUUACAGAAGGGAGCUGAAAAGAAGAAUGUAUUUGGACCUGACCCCAAGAGCUUGCUUCAGAACCCAGCAGGGCAGCCCACAGAGGGGUUGUCACCAUUACCAACGCCAAAGACGAAACAGGAAGGAGAACCAAAAUCCAUUCUGAAAAAGGGGGAUCUGUCAGAAGUCUGACAUUUUUUAAAAAGAUCUCUCAGUGCUGAAAUCACAGCAGAAAAUGUAUUUUUGUGUGUUUUUAUAAUUUCGGACGGUACUGUUGUUUGGUCUACAUAUGGUUUUGUUAACUUUUUAAUUUGUUUGGAUGUAAUUUUCAAAAAUCACUUAUGUUUUGAUAUUGAAAUAUGCUAGCUAAUCUAAUUUAAACGUUGGCGAAAAAAAGCCAUUUAAAUGCUGGCUGUUAAAGGUCCAAUUCAAUUAAUUGAUUGAUUGUAUUUUUAUAUUUACUUUAAAUACAUUUUGAAACAAUAAGAUAUUACAAAAUCCAAAAUGGAAUCAGUCACAAAUAUAAAAUGUACUUGUGACUUACAUUUGUCUUCCUCUGAAAUGGCUGACAUGAGCACCACUUAAUUUAGUAUAGCUUUCUGUUUGUGUGUAAUAUCUUGGAUGUCUGUUAAAGUUUACCUUUAACAUUUUUUUUUUUUUAAUCCAAUUGCAAGUCUUACAAUUCAAGGACUGGACAUUGGCCCUGUCCACACUAUGCCUUUAAACCGUAUUAGUUGCCUUUAAACCAGCUAAAAAGUGCUAAAUAUGGUUUGCGUCCACACUACACAGCGUUUAAUACUGUACUCGAAAAUUGGACUUGAGACCACCUUAGGAGGUGGUUCUAAUUAGAUCGUAUCAGGUAGUGCAGUUUUUCAGAAGUGUGGACGCUGUAAUACCGUACUACAUUUUUUGUGUAUCCUCCAAUAUCCCAAAAUGCGUUGUGGUAUGUUUGGCGAAAUACUGGCGCCUGAAGAACUUGCUAUCAGUGUACACUCUGCAAUGGGUAUUCAUAUUUAUGCUUAAAAAAAACCUGUCAGGACAUCUCUGUUAAACUAGUGGGGAAAAUAACAAAAGCACAACGUUAAAUUAGGCGACUGCAAAAAUGAAAUGCGAGUUAAAAGUAGGAUUGGGGAUGAACAAUACACGUAAUUUGUCAGCUCUUUUUGAAAUAAAAUUAAGGGGACCAGAAUUAGGCGCAGGCAAGAUAUGAAGUUAAAAACAUAGACUGUUUUGUAAUUAACAGAAUUGUUAGGGGCUCCUGAGUAGCGCUUCCAGCAAAGGCGCUCCCCGUGGAGUGCAGGAUGUGCCCUAUAGCCUGGAGAUCACAGGUUCAAAUCCAGGCAUGUCAUUGCUGAUCGUGACUGGGGGCUCCUAGGGGAGGGAUUAGGUCGGCAGGGAAAUCCACGGUUCACCGUGCACCAGCACCCCCUGGGGCUGAUAGGGCGCCUGUGGGUCUGCAGUGGAGCCAUUCAGAACUGUGUUGUCCUCUGGCACUAUGGGUCUGGUGGCUUCACUGUGGAUCUGCAGUGCAAAAAAUGAUGGAUUGGCAGGAACAUGUUUUGAAGGAUGUGUGUUUCAGCCUCCAUUUCCCAAGUCAGCGGGGGGUUGCAGCAGUGAACCAGAAUAAAAAAAAAUAAUAAUUUGGCAUUCCAAACUGGGGAGAAAACUAAAUUUUAAAUGCUUGAAUCAGAUCGCCGCAUGGUCUUCUUUGUUCAAGACUGAAUAGAUUCAAUUCUUUUAGCCUGUCUGCAUAUGACAUGCCUUUUAAACCCGAAAUAAUUCUGGUCGCUCUUCUUUGCACUCUUUCUAGCGAAGUGACCAGAACUGAACUAAACAUCACCUGAUUAAAAAUAAAACCUGAAAAUUUCAAGCCCUACUUACAUGGAUUCACAUUUACUUUUUCCAAAAUACUUGUUUGAUUUAUUUUUAGCAAUAUGCAUCUCUAUUAAUAUGAAGCAUAACAAAUUAUUUUAAAAUAAAAAACAGUGCAUGGUGGGAUACUAUCAUAUUCAUUCCACUGGAACUGUAACCGAACUAUCUUAAUAGUGUGUGGACACAUUAAGCCCGAAUAAACAUGAAAUGGUACUUCAGUGUGGACACUUUGAGCUGAAUUAAUUAGAACGGUUUUGAGUACUGUUCUCGAGAUCAGUUAUGUAGUGUGGACAGGGCCUUACACUUGAUACACCAUAGUACAGACUGAAUGCAGAGGCCAGCUAUCCAUAUUUAAUGUUUGUUAAGGUUUUGAUCUGGGUUGUCUGGUGUACUAAAAUCAGAUAAAGUCCAUUUUGUUUUGUUUUUUAUCCUGAUUGUUGCUGAGGUGUAGGAUUGACCUCUUAUCUUAAUCCCAACUAAGAGCUGUGAUAUGAAAGCAAUCAAUUGAAGGCAACCAAUGUAUUUAUUAACACAGAUGACUCUCACACAUACUUAUCAUGCUAUUUUUCUUUAUUUAAAAAAUGUUUUCUUGGAGUUUAGUUAAAGCUGAGACAAUUAAGAGUGCAACAAUUCCUCUGAUUGAGUUGUGUUGGUGUUUAAUGUUGUUUUUUUGCAUGCCUCUCAUUUGUUUACCUCAUAAAAGAACACUAGUUCCUGUUAUCAAUGUCUUUGUUUGACAGUUGCCAUGGCCUGCGCUAAGGCUCAGAUAGUAACUAUGUGGAACCUUGUACAACUUAGACACGGUGUGUACUUAGUUAAAACAGGCAGUGAUGUAUGGAAAGUUCCGAACAUCACAAUAGGUAUUAAACAUGUUUUGUUCUA